AUGGUUCGUAUGGCUGUCUCGCUUUCUGUUGGAGCGAUUGUUUGUGCCUGUGCUCUAGUGCCUCUUGCUCUUUUCAAUGCCAUUUUCACUCUGAAAGGAAAUGAAAAAGGAAUUUGUCCGGCAAUGAUCGCUCAACUUUGGCGACGAGUUGAUGAGCUCAAAUUCGAGAUGAACACAAGGAAGCGAUUCAAAAGACAAAUGCAAAAUCUCGUCCUUCUAGAUUCCCCCCUUUUUUUACUUUCAGCUUGCUGCGUCGGUUUACCAGGUCCACCGGGUGAAUCGGGACAAGAUGGCAUCGAUGGUGAUGAUGGGAGUCCGGGAUCCGACGGUUCACCAGGUCGUCCAGCUGAAGGAGAUCCGAGAACGACAUGCGAGCGCCCGUGUCCUCAAGGAGAGCCCGGAGACCCAGGGCCAGAGGGUCCACGAGGAGCACGAGGCCGCAAGGGAUAUGAGGGAAAACCAGGUCGACCCUCUCCACCAAGUCCACAAGGAGAACCAGGACGAUCCGGGCCUAAAGGAUUCCAGGGCCCACUAGGAGCUCGUGGAGAACCAGGAGAACCGGGAAAGAUUUAUGAAAUGUCUGGUCCUCCAGGGAAAGACGGAGCUGUUGGUUUGCGGGGACAACCAGGAGAAAAGGGAACGCCAGGGAAAAACGGGAUACCUGGUUCACCAGGUCAACCAGGUGAUCAGGGUCAAGACGGGAAUCGAGGAGUGCAAGGGAAACGCGGUUUACUCGGAGAAAGAGGUCCAAAAGGUCCACCAGGACAUCCGUGGCCUUGUUCUGAAUGUCCUCCACCUGUCACAGCUCCUGGCUACUAUGAAACUGGUUUUAAAGAGAAUGAGGAUCGUAAAAAGAAAAAGAAAAAGAAAAGAAUGUUUGUA
Mesorhabditis belari is the source of this 882-nucleotide messenger RNA. Lineage: Eukaryota; Metazoa; Nematoda; Chromadorea; Rhabditida; Rhabditidae. The record is from the annotation of a GenBank genome assembly.